CGUGUUUUGUGACGAGUGCUCUGCAUCGCCUCGACAAAAUAUCUCGCCAUUCUUCGUUGUAGAGAGAGAUGGGAAGCAGCGGAGCUCUGCUCUCCCACCUUGGCCUCCGCGAGUUCCGCUGGAGGGAUCCAGCCCAGCUGCAGUUCAGCUCGCCAAGGAACCGCAUAGCCACUUCUACCAGUUUCAGGCCGGUAGCGGCGGCUCGGAAGCCCCGUGAGUGUCGGGUCUUUUGUUCUGCUCUCCAGGACGAUGUUAAAGAGCAGGAGCAACAGCAGCAGCAGCAGCUUGGUGCCGCCGGAACUUUCAUUGAAGCAAAGCCCGAUAACACACUCAAAGAAACACCAGAAAAUUUGAGAAAGGAAAAUGAUGGGAGCCCUAUUUACAAUUUCCUCUAUCCUGGUAAAGAACUUCUUCCAGAUGACAAAGAGAUGAGUAUCUUCGAUCAUUUAGAAGAGCUCCGCGAGAGAAUAUUUGCAUCUAUUUUGGCGGUUGGAGUUGCCAUGCUAGGCUGCUUUGCAUUUUCCAAAGAAUUGAUUUUGUUUCUUGAAGCCCCUGUUGCUGUUCAGGGAGUUCGCUUUCUACAACUCUCUCCAGGGGAGUUCUUCUUUACAACUCUGAAGGUGUCUGGCUAUUGUGGGUUGCUUCUUGGGAGCCCUGUCAUUCUGUAUGAAAUCAUAGCUUUUGUUCUUCCUGGCCUAACAAAGGAUGAAAGAAGGUUCCUAGGACCGAUUGUCUUGGGCUCUUCAGUACUCUUCUAUGCCGGCAUUGCAUUUUCGUAUGCAGUUCUAACUCCUGCAGCCUUGAAAUUCUUUGUCAGCUAUGCGGAAGGAGCAGUGGAAUCAUUGUGGUCUAUUGAUCAAUACUUUGAGUUUAUACUGGUGCUCAUGUUCAGCACUGGCUUAUCUUUUCAGGUUCCUGUUAUACAGCUCUUGUUGGGACAAGUGGGUCUUGUUUCUGGGGAUCAAAUGUUAUCAAUAUGGAGAUAUGUUGUUGUUGGUGCUGUGGUUGCUGCCGCUGUACUUACACCCUCUACAGAUCCAUUGACGCAGAUAUUGUUGGCAGGGCCACUCGUUGGCCUUUAUUUUGGGGGUGCUUUUAUGGUUAAGCUCAUCGGUCGUUAAUUUCCAAUUUAUUGGUUGGCUUCUCAACAAUGUAUCAUCAGUCAUCGACAUGUUGAUGGCGAUUACACUGGUGUCAGUUUAGUUUAUCUCGGCGGAGUCAAGUUAUCCAAUGUUGUAUUCUCAUCUGUAUUUCUUGGAUGUAUAUUGGUUUAGUAAUGCAUCAAAGAGUAAUGCUUUAUCAUUACACUGGUGUCGGCAAUCAACUGAAGGAAAUCCAUGGUACACUAAGGCCAUUGACUGUGAUACUAAUUUUUGCUCCAAUAUCUUUAAAAUAUUCAA
This is a messenger RNA of Dioscorea cayenensis subsp. rotundata (Guinea yam), 1400 nucleotides long. RefSeq names its product sec-independent protein translocase protein TATC, chloroplastic. The coding region runs from base 69 to 1121 and encodes 350 amino acids. Gene Ontology annotation, molecular function: proton motive force dependent protein transmembrane transporter activity. The record is from RefSeq and is a predicted model, not a curated record. Lineage: Eukaryota; Viridiplantae; Streptophyta; Magnoliopsida; Dioscoreales; Dioscoreaceae. Gene Ontology annotation, biological process: protein transport by the Tat complex; intracellular protein transmembrane transport. Gene Ontology annotation, cellular component: membrane; TAT protein transport complex. The transcript has 4 exons.